Gastrolobium bilobum is the source of this 876-nucleotide messenger RNA. RefSeq lists its product as uncharacterized. Gene Ontology annotation, molecular function: nucleic acid binding; zinc ion binding. The transcript has a single exon. Bases 1 to 876 code for a protein of 291 amino acids. The record is from RefSeq and is a predicted model, not a curated record. NCBI's taxonomy places the organism in Eukaryota, Viridiplantae, Streptophyta, Magnoliopsida, Fabales, Fabaceae.
AUGAGAUGCCCCGAGGCUCAGAAAACCGACUACGCAUCGUAUCAGCUGAUUGGAGAAGCACUUACUUGGUGGACUAGUGCAAGAACUCUGCUGCGAGCUCAGAAUGUUGAACUGACAUGGGCCGUGUUCAAGCGAGUUUUCCUGGACAAGUAUUUUCCUCAGGCCAUGAGAAGGAUGAAACACUCCGAGAUGUUGGCACUGCGUCAGGACAACAUGACGGUUAAUGAAUAUAUCUCUAAGAUCGGGCAACUGAUGGAGUACGCUAACUUCGACCGCAACAUUUAUGAUGAACCAUGGCAGGUGGAGAAAUAUGAGAGCGGGUUACACCCAGAGAUCCGCAAGCUCAUGUUGACCACUGCAAAUCGGACAUUGCCUGAAGUGAUUAACCAGAGUAGGCAGGCGGAAGCAAUCAUCAAUGAGGCCAAGAACUUGAAUAAGCAACCAACCCAGUCUCAGGGAGGAAGCAGAGUUGGCCGAUUUUUUAAGAAGAUUACCGGAAUGGGAAGAGGCAAGAAUCCUCAGAUGCAAGCUCGAGCCGGAAAUUUCAAGAAGAUCAAUGCUCCUGGUCAGACAUCUACUGGAAGACAGAAUUAUGCUUGCCCUUCUUGCGGGAAGAACCACACUAGAGUGUGUCGUCGAGCAAAUAACUUGUGCUAUGCUUGUGGACAGUCAGGGCAUUUUGUUUCCGAUUGCCCGCAGAAUCCUAGCAAGAACCCUACUCAAGCUCGGGUAUUCACCCUUGACGCCAAUGAAGCUCAGAAAUAUCCGAACCUGAUCAAAGGUAACGUGAUUUUAAAUGGUUAUCCUAUGUCUGUUAUUUUUUAUUCGGGAGCAUCGGGCUCUUUUAUUGCAAAGCACACCGCUCUAAGAAUAUGA